Molecule: messenger RNA, 3301 nt
Organism: Gopherus flavomarginatus (Mexican gopher tortoise)
Lineage: Eukaryota; Metazoa; Chordata; Testudines; Testudinidae
Product: TLC domain-containing protein 4-like
Exons: 7
Coding region: 126-905 (259 amino acids)
Biological process (GO): lipid homeostasis
Cellular component (GO): membrane; endoplasmic reticulum
Source: RefSeq, a predicted model, not a curated record
GCGUGGGGAUGGGAUGUGGCAGCUCCGCGGAACCUCCGCCUGGGUGGCCGCGGGAGCCCCUGGGCUCCGAGCAGCCGGCGCCCCACGCCCGGGGGCAGGAGCUCCCCAGGUGCCACUGAGCGGCCAUGGAGGAGUCCACGCGACUGGGUUACUGCAUCGUGGCAGGCAGCUUCGUGGCCUUCCAGUUCUUCUUCUCCGCUGUCAGCCCCCAGCUCUCGCUGGCGCUCAGUCGCCACUACAGCAGUCUGACUGCUGUCAAAAAGUGCGAGUGGAACUCCAGGUGUGUCUCCACUCUGCAUGCGCUCAUCGUCGGCCUCUUCUGCCUCUACAUCCUCUUCUUCGAUGAAGCCAUUAACGCCAACCCCAUCUGGGGGGACCCUGACCUGGUGAAAUUCAACGUGGCCAUCUCCUGCGGGUACCUGCUCUACGAUUUGCUGCUUCUCCUGCGCUACUGGAAGACGCUGGGCGACUCCCUGUUCGUUUGCCACCACUUGGUGGCGCUGUACGCCUACGGCUACGUGCUGAGUCGAGGGGUGCUGCCCUAUUUCGCCAACUUCCGCCUCCUGUCCGAGCUCUCCACCCCAUUUGUCAACCUGCGGUGGUUCUUUGACACCGUGGGGCAGCCCCGCUCCUCCUGGUUCGUCCUAGCCAAUGGCCUGGCCAUGACCGUGGUCUUCUUCCUGGUGCGCAUCGCUGUCAUCCCCAGCUACUACGCCCGCAUGCUGGCCUGGUACGGCACGCCCGAGUACGCCCGCCUGGGGCUCGCCGUGCAGGUGGCCUGGAUCGUGCCCAGCCUGGCCCUGGAGGUCCUCAACCUGGUCUGGAUGUACAAGAUUAUCCGGGGCUUCUACCGGGCCUUCUGCCGGCCCCGAGAGCAUAAGCUGGCCUGCGGCCACGGCGACUAAAUGGGAGCUGGACUUCCCCAGGGGGCACGGCCGGGGCGCCCCAAAGCUCCUGGCAGAGAUGGACGAUCCACUCCACUUCCCAUCAGAGCCCAGAGCAACAGGAAUACCUGGCUUGGCACGUGCCGCCAGGCACCCGGACUGACCCCCCACUGAGUGCCAGGCACGUGCGGGCACCUAGGAAACUCAUGGACAUCACAGACUGGCAUAUGCCCCAGGCACCCAGGAAAUCCAUGGGGCACCGGGACUGGCACUGAACACGGGACGUCUGGACUGGCCCACGCCCCUGGCUGGGAGCCCGGUGGGGCCCAUCUGUGGGGCUGGCAGUGCCCCUCGCAGGGGACUAAGGCUGUCCAACCCCCAGCUAGGGGUGUCUUUGGUGGGGGGCCUGCGUGUCCAUGCAUAAGGGGCGCAGAGGCUCCAGGCAGGUGUGGGGUCCCACGGGGCAGGGGCAAAGCGGGGAGCUAUGGUAGGGCCACGUUGCUGCUUCAUGAACAGCUUCCCCAGGCCCCCGCGCCCCCUCCCACUCCUGCAAAAAGUGGGAGGAACCCCACACUACUGGGCUGGAGAGUUGGGGGAGCAGGACCCAUCUGCACUGAACCCCCAAGGGCCAAGGGUUCUACAUAGCUUUUGAGGACACCCCUGUGCCCCAGGAUCCUGCAGUCUGACCCUGGCCCCUCCCUCCCAGAUGCUUCCUGGCCCAUAGCACCCUCCAUCCAUAAAGCUCUGACCCCUGCCCGACCAGACGGGGCAGCGUUCUGGGGCUGAUCCUGCUGUGGCUGGAGGAGCUGGGAGGGCACACAGGUCCCAGCAGGGGUGUCUCUACCACAGGUCAGCCCCCAGCUAAACCUACCACUGGGGCCCCAGAAAACGGGGUUCUAGUCCCUGCCUCUGUGCCUCAGUUUCCCUGUCUGUCAAAGGGGGACAAUGCCCCUUCAUCCGUGCCUUCUCUCUUCAGAGUGGGAGCUUUUCAGGGCAAGCCUGUCCCUCACUCUGUAUCUGUGCAGUGCCCGGCAUGGCCAGGGCCCCCAAUCUCAGCCUGGGCAGCUCCCAGCACGGCCGGGGGCCCCCGAUCUCGGCCAGGCCCGGACAGCGCCCCUUGAUCUCCCUCUAGGCAUUUCCAUGCACCCAGUGACACUCUGAAGUAGCCUCGUGCGGCAGGUCUCACUCCGGUCGGCGCCGAGAUCGGGGGUUUUGGACGAUUUCCAGUGGAGAAUCUCAAACCACUUCUCGAUCCCUUGUUUCAUGACUGACAUUUCUGCCCUAGUGAGGAAUUAACCCUCCCCCCUUGAUACUAAUUUAUUAACCCCAACCCCCCCCCACUGGCUCACCCCGAAACCAGGCUGGACUCUGACCUCUCCGGCCACGUUUGUCUCCAGUGUCUGUCUGUCAGGGGAGGGGCGGGACCCACAGUGGGGGUGUCGGCUGUCCCCAGCUUUGCCACUGGCCGGCUGGGUGACUCUGCAUAAGUCACUGCCCAUUCUGUGCCUCAGUUUCCCCCUCACCCUUUGUUUAGAUUGUGAGCUUGUUGGGGCAGGUACUGUAUUUCAUUCUGGGUGUGGGCAGCCCCUGGCACAAUGAGGGGCCCCCGAUCUCUCAGCUGGGGUCUGGGUGGCCCCUGUCACAAUGGGAGCAUCCCAGUAUCUCAGCUGGGGUCUGGAUAGCCCCUGGCACAGUGGGAGCACCCCGAUAGCUCAGCCAGGAUCUGGGCAGCCUCCAGCACAAGGGGGCCCCAAUCUUGGUUAUGGUCUCUAAGGACAGUAGGACCAGUCAGUAAUACACCAAAUUGCACCAGCUGACAAUCUGGGCGUGAAGUUACACCAGAAUCUUCCCCACCUGCGACCCCUCCAGGCCUGGCUGUCGAUUGCCCCUGAGUAACAGCGGGCGCCCUGGGCUGCCGGGUGCAGGGCUGGCCUGGAGCAUUUACCCUGGCACACAUAUGUCCCCUUGGGCUGGUCUGCACCAGAGCCCAGCCGUGAACUCAAACCCGCCUCCCUGGGCCCGAUGCUGGGGGAUUCUCCCGCCAGUUCUCUGGAGGUCGAGGGGGGCGACCGUGCUGCCCAGUGCCAGCUCAAACCUGGCAUUUCGUACCCCCCACCCCAAACACCUGCAUCCCCGUCGGCCCACACCCUGCAGAGCAGCUCCCAGGCUCCCGCUGCCACACCCCCCCUGGGGGCCCGGCAGGAGAAAGGGGGAGGGGCAGUUGGAGGGACGUGGCACGAAUUGUGGGGGCUCAGGUUUGCCAUUGCGGCGAGGUCAUUCUCCCGACUUGUGGCACUGUUCUCGCAAGGGGCAGGUUCCCCAUCUGAGGCCUGUCUCUCAUCCUCCCCUCCCCGGCUUGUGAUCACUAAACGGGGCAGGGGCCUUGGAAGUGACAAUAAACAGGAUUUCGUUUAUGA